AUGACCCAAACAAAAAGAAGAAUAUUUCGAAAAGAUAGGUCUGCUUCUCCUUCCACAACUUCAUCAGGCGCGGAAACGAAUCCAACACUUCAGCAACCAGAAUUAACAACAACAGAAGCCAAAACGCCAAUCAGAAUGAAGCAUGUUACCACUGAUCAAGCUGAUUUGUUUGACUUUUCAAAAUGGGAUUCCGAAAUAUCACCAAUGUAUGUUGUUAACAAAAUAUUCAAUAGUCAUCACAAUUAUUCCAGACAAACAUAUUUAUUAUCUGUCCUUUCAAAGCAAUUAGAAAUUACAAUCAAACAUAACAUUCUUUCUCAUUUCUUUUUUAAUUUGCUUAACCAACAAAACAAGAUAUCAACACAAAAGUUCUUAGAAUUAAUCCAAUCCAUAUCUUCACAACAUCCCGAUCAAAAGAAUACUUUAUUAAUAUCUCUUGCACUUUCCAUAGAGUUACAAUCAAAUAGAUUGCCAGAAGAACACAAUGAUUACGUAUAUCUGGUAAAUAUCACAAAGUCUCUUUUAGAAAACUCUGUUUUUCAAAUUGGUUUACUUAAACAAUUGAUGAAUUUUGAUUUUUUAGGAGCUUGUGGAAUCUCGACUAGGAAUAUGUUUUUAAAAAGCAAAACUCGAGAAUUAUAUACGCAGGACCGUUUUAAUCUUUUACACGAAGAAAAUGAAGGAUUCUCAAAACUAAUUUCAAUCAUCAUAGAUCCAAAUAAUUUGUCAAUUCAAAAGUUGGAACAAAUAACCAAUGAAAUUAUUCAAAUCAUAGGAUUUUUCAACCUUGAACCAAAUAGGGUACUUGAUAUUCUAUUGGAUGCUUACGAAAAUAAUUUAGACAGUGAUGUUUUACUGAAUCUUGUUAGGUCCCUUUUUAAUAAUCAACAUUUGAAGCAUGUUAUUGGAUUUAAACUUUCAAGCUAUCAUAACAAGGUUACUCCAACAAGUUUGAUUGUAAUGAUUGUUAAAUUGAUGCAAAAAGAACUUUUUAUUUUUCAAGAUAUUAUGUAUUAUUUAGGUCCACAUUCUGUUGAUGAUUUGGAGCAUUUUCAUCAUGAAUACGAAACAGAAUUGAAAAGAAGUAGAGAAUACACAAUUACAGUUGAUGGAGCAGUUGAAAAAAUCGAACCCAGAUUUGAAAAAUCGUAUCCAGAGUUUCAAAAGGAUCAAAAAUUUGGAUUAUUAAUCCAACUUUUGAACUUUGAUAUGAUAGCUGAAGCUAUCAGCAUGUUAGACAUCCUAUCAAAAUAUGACCCUCAUUGGAAUUAUGAUAUUUCCAUUGCUUGCUGUAAAUCUAUUGAAAAAAUUUCUACUCCUCUAUAUGAAAAAUAUACUGUAUUGAACAACUAUAUUUCAAUAACCAAUGAUGACAAAUCAACUAUUGAAAAUUACCUCUUUCCUCUUAUUUGCCAUACCAAAUAUGAACUGUAUAGAGAAAUCAAAUCCCUUACAAAGCUCAUACGUCUACUUAAAUUAUAUAUGAAACAACCAAACGACCAUCAUCAAAAACUAGUGCAAGUUUUAGCAUCAAUUCUCUCAUCACUAUGCUUUGUAGGAAUGAACACUUCUAUAGUUUCAGAAUUUUGGAGUAUUUUGGCUCUAUUACCCUAUCAAACCAGAUAUGAAAUUUAUGGCUUUACAAGGCAACACGGUUAUGAGAAACAACCCAAAAUGCUCGCUCAACAAAAUUGGGUGUCGAGAGGUAUUAGACAUAUAUUUAAUAGAAUUUCCUUUGCAAAUGUGAGAACAAAAGCAAGAGAGAUACUUCCAUAUACUGUAUCAAAUCCAAUUAUCGUAUGUGAAGAGUAUAUUAGAAAAUGUGAAACCUACGAUAAUCAAAUACCCCUUUGUGUAGAUGUAUCUCAAUUCUCUCCAGAAAUUUCCCAUGACAUUAUGCAAUACUGUUUACUUAAUAGAUUACUUUCCAAUCAAAGCAGUAACAUUAAGGAAGAUGGUAUUUCUAUAGCAACUUGGCUCUCUAAUUUAGCUAGUUUAUAUGGGCUGUUUUUCAAAACAUACCCAUUUGUGGAUAUGAAACCUGUUCUUAACUAUUUAACCCAAAGAUUGAAGGAGGGACUUUGGGAACAUUUGGUAAUUUUGACUGAAAUUAUCAAAAAUACCUCAACCUUGGAAUAUUCUGAAGAGAUUAAUCAACAUCAACUAGAGGCACAAGCAGGAGGAAAAGUUUUACACAGUCUAGCAGGAACUUUUUCUCCAAACUCUAAAAAUACAGGCGUAGAAUCAAUGAAAAAACUUAAAGAUACAAUACUGUCAAGUGGAAGUGGUGUAUCACUGGUUUUGUUGCUUGCAAAGCUCAGUAAUUAUGGAAUUCAUAUCCAUGAAGAUUAUCAAGAAUGGAAGCAUGUUGCAGAUUCAAAGGAUAUGUGCCAUGUAGCCUACCUUUUAUUAUUGAAAUUCCUCAUUUCAGAAAUCAAGUUUGUCUUUGAAGAAGAGGCUUUGGGUAAUGAACUUAACUCUUCCCUACUUAUUCCAAGUGUGGAUACCUUGAAAGCAUAUGAUUUGUCAACACCAUUUAUUUUUUCAAUUGUAAGACUUACACGCUCUUCCAUCCCACCAAAUAUAUUACAAAGCCUAUUACCAUUAGACAUAAGCAAUAAUGUCACUUCUCAAUUUUAUAACUUUUUCUGGAUGAAAGACCUUUCAGAUAUUUAUGUACCAACUUCCCUUUACAACAGUACCAUGAAUGAAUAUGGCAAUCAUAGAUCCUCCUUAGUAAGAGAAAAGGACGAGCAAAAUCAAAAAUAUGAAGCAUCUAUGAAAGAAUUCAAGGAAAUUUGUCACAAAUUCUUUAUGGCUGAAUCUGAAUUUGUGGACAUGACUACUAUUCUCCAACAUUGCUUUCUUCCUAGAGCUUUGUUUUCUGCAGCUGACUCUUUAUACUGUGCAAAACUUGUCCAUCUAUUACAUACUAGUGAAACUCCAAAGUUUUCGUUCAAUCUCUUUUUACAAUAUUUAUUGGAAUAUGUGCCUGGCUUACUGUUGACCUGUACAGAAAAUGAAGCUAAAAGAUUGAGUAGACUUGUUCAAUUUUUACUCCCAACAGCAAAUAGAUGGUAUGAAAGCCAAAAUGAAUUCAAUCGGGAAUGUAAAAACAAGCCUGGUUCGUUUGUAUCUGUAAAGAAAUAUCCUCAACUAUCUAGCUCAACAGACGAUAUAUACACCAAACUAGAUUUUGAAAAUUAUCAAAAAUUCCACUUUUUAAUAAUGGAAAAUAUGCUCAACAAUUGCAUUUUGCUACUCAAGAGUAAUGAUCAUAUCAAAAUUCGAAUUGCCAUGUUAUUUCUAUCUCCUCUUGUCAAGACAAACACUUUCCCGUUCUAUUCCCGUCACUGUGAUGCUCUUUUAGAGAUAUCAGAUUCAUUGAAAGAGCACCACGUUGAAAAUAUCAAGGUUUUAUCUAACACAUAUUUCCCAUUGAUAACCUCCAUCAGAAAGAAGAGUGAAAAUCCAAGCUUUAUCAAACCCCUAUUGAAAUUCUCUGUUAAGCCAACUAAUAUCAAUAUUCCCUCCAGAGAUAAUGAAAUUCCAGCAAACUCAAUAACUCCAAAUACUGCUAUUUCAGAAAGUGAACUUACCUCUCUCACUCCCCAAAAACAAGAAGACACUCUCGGUGACUUUUCUGAUUCUGGUAGUACCUCACUUUCUCCACCAACAACCCUUUCCACAAAUAUUGAAGCAACAAUUGUUGUUCGAGGAGAAGAUUCGACUAUCCCUCCUAUUGAGAAUACUCCUCUUGAAACACCUACAGUGGAAGAUGUUAAAAUGUCGGAGGCCUCAAAUGAAGCAAUUCAACCUUAUGAUACAAGUUUACCUGAAUCUAAUGUAGAGGCUGCUUCACAAGAUGCUCCUGUGGAGGAUGUUCCUAAAGCAGAAACUGUGGUUACAAUUUCUGUGGAAGAAACAAAGAAUACCACACCAACCAUUACAGAGGAAAAACCCCAAGAGGAAGCUGUUGAUAUUGAGAAAUCUCUAACAGAAGAACCAAAAUCUCCAGAAUACGUCCCAAUUGAACAACAAUUAGAAAAUGAGUACAAAUCUCAAGUACAAGAAUCUGAUAACAUUUUAGAUAGUUCCAAUUCUGAAAAUACCCAAUCUGAUCAAAAUAUGAUGAACUCCAAAUUGGUACAGCUCCUCAAACAGAAACAACAAACAAAAUCAGAGGAUAAAUCUGAGGAAGUUAAGGACUAUGUUAAAGACAUUCAACAAUUACUCAUUCUUCCAAUUAACAAUCCACUCCAAGUAAUCAAGCAAUCACAAAGAACAACUGAAAACACAGCUCCAUCCUCUGAAAGAAAACAAGGCAAUGACUCGAAGGAGAUUCGUUCUCUACAAUCAUCCAGAAGAAUUGAUGAUAAUCUAAAACGUGACACACACCCCUCUUCACAAGAAAGAAGACUAUCAUCAAAUGCUUCUUCAACUAGUAGUAAGGAAUCAUCCCAAAAAAAAGAAUCAGAAACCAAGACAAACAAAUCUAAUGAAGAUAAGUCAGACAUUAGAUAUGAAAGUUCAAGAAGUAGGAACGAUUCAAGAGAGACUCAAAAAAAUGAAAAUAGCUCACAAAAGAAUGACAAUUCUCGUUUGAAUAGAAGUGAAGGCAGAAACCUUGACAAUAGAAACGACAGAAGUGAUAAUAGUAGAAACGAUAGAAGUGAUAAUAGAAACUUUGACAACCGUGAUGCUUCCAGAUACAGCGACAGAUAUAACGAUAGAAGAAGUUCUUCACAAAGCAGUUCCAAUAGGGAUAAUCGAAAUAAUGAUUUUAGAAGAAAUGAUUCUUCUUCAAACAGAUCUGAUAAGGGAACAUCCGGCAAUGAUAGACGAGAUACAAGAGGAGCUGGUGACUCGUACCAAUCUGAUAAGAGAAAUAGUUUGGGUGGAAAUAGUACAUCCUCUGAUAAUAACAGAAGAGGAUCCUCUUCUGGCGAAUUGAAAAGACAAUACAGUAAUGAAUCAUCCUCAAGUAGCUCCAGCAACAAUAGACAAUCAGAACACGAAUCAGAAACAAAGAAAAAACGAUUCCACAGAUAA
Messenger RNA from Naegleria gruberi, 5052 nucleotides. RefSeq lists its product as uncharacterized. The coding region runs from base 1 to 5052 and encodes 1683 amino acids. Gene Ontology annotation, cellular component: THO complex part of transcription export complex. The record is from RefSeq and is a predicted model, not a curated record. Gene Ontology annotation, biological process: mRNA export from nucleus; mRNA processing. The transcript has a single exon. Lineage: Eukaryota; Heterolobosea; Eutetramitea; Acrasida; Naegleriidae. Gene Ontology annotation, molecular function: mRNA binding.